Amyelois transitella is the source of this 7087-nucleotide messenger RNA. RefSeq names its product nuclear hormone receptor FTZ-F1 (gene ftz-f1). NCBI's taxonomy places the organism in Eukaryota, Metazoa, Arthropoda, Insecta, Lepidoptera, Pyralidae. Gene Ontology annotation, biological process: regulation of transcription by RNA polymerase II; tissue development; hormone-mediated signaling pathway. The record is from RefSeq and is a predicted model, not a curated record. Gene Ontology annotation, cellular component: RNA polymerase II transcription regulator complex. Gene Ontology annotation, molecular function: nuclear receptor activity; RNA polymerase II cis-regulatory region sequence-specific DNA binding; zinc ion binding.
GCUCCAUUGAACCCGGGUUAUGUCGGUCGGAAUAUCAAAGUGUAAGUGAAGUGGCCUAGAGACCUACAUUUUGUGUUUUAAUCAUUUUAUCGCUUAUAAUGAGCGAUUAUUGAGAUAAAUUUUCUUUUUUAGUCUGUAUUUGUGAUAUUUCAUAGAUUCUGCGCUCGGUAAAGACGCCUCGUUCGAUACUUAUUCGUGUAUCAUGCACGAAGACGCUCCAAAAAUGAGUGUAGCACAAGGUCUGGCCGCCUCCACUAGCCAGGCGAAGAACGAUUUGGUCACAGAAGUGCCAAUAGAUUAUGAUUUGAACUCUGUCGAUGAGAAACCUCCAGAAGCAAUCGGUAUGGAUCUGAAGAUUGCUUAUGUCGAUCCGGCGAAUGGCACUGGAGCUGAACCUGGAGCUUAUCUGCCAACAGCUGGCACAGUGUGUGAUCAAACUGAUACAAAGGAUGUAAUUGAAGAAUUAUGCCCGGUUUGCGGUGACAAAGUCAGCGGAUACCAUUAUGGACUUCUGACCUGCGAGUCUUGUAAAGGAUUUUUCAAGCGAACCGUUCAGAAUAAGAAGGUGUACACGUGCGUCGCUGAACGUGCCUGUCACAUUGACAAAACGCAGAGGAAACGGUGCCCUUUCUGCCGCUUUCAAAAAUGCCUGGACGUGGGAAUGAAACUUGAAGCUGUAAGGGCAGACCGUAUGCGAGGAGGUCGAAAUAAAUUCGGACCCAUGUAUAAACGAGAUCGCGCUCGCAAACUACAAAUGAUGAGACAGCGGCAAAUUGCAGUGCAGACAUUGCGUGGCUCGCUAGGUGAUGGCGGGCUGGUCCUCGGCUUCACCUCACCUUACGCUGCCGUGCCUGUUAAACAAGAGAUUCAAAUUCCCCAAGUGUCGUCACUGACCUCCUCCCCGGAAUCAUCGCCAGGGCCGGCCCUCCUGGCCGCCCAGCCGCAGCCGCCCCAGCCACCCCCGCCUCCUGCUCAUGACAAAUGGGAGGCGCGCUCGCCGCAUUCCGCAUCGCCGGAUGGAUUCACGUUCGAUGCACCUGCCACCACAGCUGCCACACCAUCCAAUACUGCCGAGCCUACCAGUACAGAAACCCUCCGACUCUCACCCAUGAUACGCGAGUUUGUGCAAACGAUUGAUGAUCGCGAGUGGCAGAAUUCGCUUUUUGGACUCUUGCAGAGCCAAACCUAUAAUCAGUGUGAGGUCGAUCUAUUCGAGUUAAUGUGUAAAGUGCUGGACCAGAACUUAUUCUCACAAGUGGACUGGGCGAGAAACACCGUGUUCUUUAAGUAUUUAAAGGUUGAUGACCAAAUGAAACUAUUGCAGCAUUCGUGGUCGGAUAUGUUGGUGUUGGACCAUCUUCACCAGAGAAUGCACAAUGGACUGCCAGAUGAAACCACCCUUCACAAUGGACAAAAAUUUGAUUUAUUAUGUUUGGGACUUCUAGGUGUCCCAUCAUUAGCAGAUCAUUUUAAUGAGCUGCAGCACAAACUAUCCGAACUAAAGUUUGACGUCCCAGAUUACAUCUGCGUAAAGUUUCUGCUCCUAUUAAAUCCUGAGGUGAGGGGCAUCGUUAACGUCAAAUGCGUUCGAGAUGGCUACCAGACGGUCCAGGCUGCUUUACUUGACUACACCCUCACCUGUUACCCUACAAUACAGGACAAAUUUGGGAAACUAGUGCAAGUAGUACCCGAAAUCCAUGCAUUACGGCCAGGGGAGAAGAGCACUUAUACCAACGACAUUGUGCUGGACAAGCGCCCACCCAGACUCUUCUCAUGGAAAUGUUGCAUGCAAAGCGCAAGCCGAACGGAGGUGAAAUGGUUAACCGGAGUGAGCACACAUCGACUCUUGACAGAUUGUGCGGUUUCCUGCCAAACGACACGAUUGAGCCGCAUUCGCCAAUCUAGAAUCUUGAAUGGCCAGUGAUUUUUUGCAGUGAGCAAGAGAUAGAAGACGCACUAUGCGCCCCGAUACCGCAUCAAUAGAAUGUUAUACAAACUUUACUUAUUAGUUAGCUUAAGUUUUACUUGGUGUGUGAUUAAAUUUAAUAAGUUAUUGCGCCGGCCGGUGCCGCGCGUGCCUAGUCCGAAUACAGAUAAAACAAAUAUUUAUCUACCUAAUAUCUGUAACAUAAAUAUACAAACAUAUUUUACACCAGUCUUGUGUAGCUACGGUUAAUUUAUUUAGCAAUCUAUAUUAUUUUACAUCAAAAUUAAGUACAUGUAAACUAAGUACUCUUUAAAUCCGGUGCGUAAACGAAGAGAAAUAUUAUUACAUAUUUUAGGAAAGCGUCUGUGAUUGUAAAAAAGAAGAAAUUUGAGGAAGAACCAUUAUUGUUGUUAGUUGAGAUGAACAUUAAGUAUAAUGAUUAGGUUUACAACAGCACCCGUGCAAGCACGGGGCAGGCGGCGCCGCGACCACCAUGCGACGUCCGCUCUUUAAAUUCAUCGUUACUUAUUAACUUUAUAAAUGUACCAUUUCUUAUUCAUUUAAGUCUUAAAGCACUUAUCUGUCACAGUUUAUAAAAUGUAAACAAAUUGAGUUGUAAGAAUGCUUAUGCUUAUCCCUAGGAUGUAUGUGAUCGGUUCGUUUUUGUGACAUGCUCUUUUAAGUGUAUGACACUCACUUAGGCAUAAUAAAUUUGCUCGAGUGUAUCAGAUUUUAAUGAAAGUUAAUAUAUUUAAAUUAUAAAUUAAAUUAUAUACUUGAAAUUCACCCUUUUAAAAUUUUACAGUUGUUCUUCAAAAAUGUUUAUCUAAAUGUUGUAAAGCAUAAUUUAUAUCGGCCAUACCAGUACAAAUGUAACUAUGAUCCUUGUAAAUAACAUGUUAGCACGUUUACAAUUAUAUAAAUCUACUUAUAUUGUAAUUAUUGUGUAAUAUAUUUCUCAACAUACAAGCACGAAGCCUUAAAAAUCAUAGAUUUUUAAAGAAAUGUGGGUACUAGCAUCUACCGGUCAGUGGCCGAAAGAGAUGAUGUAUUUUUAUAAAACAUAUUGUUCUUUAUUAACAUAUAUAAUAUGUUAACUGAAGGUACAUGAUUUCGUAUUUUUCUAACAUAAAUAUAGUACGUAAAUAAACAAGUGUAACGAUCAACUUUUAAAGUGGAAAAAUUAUGUAUACAUAAAUAUAAAAUUAAUCUUAUCAUUGUCUUAAAUACAUUACAACGUUGAAAAUUUAAUUUGAAAACGUUUUAAUUUUAUUUUGUUAAAUCAAUUUGGUGGUGUAGAGAAGUUCCUGGUACAUUCCCAUUAUAAGCCUAAAUGAAAUAAAAGAAAUGGAUAUCUGAUAAUGUUAAAUGUUGUAAGUGAACUCUAAAUACAUGCCAUGUAUGAGCAGAACGCGGCACGGAAUGUACCAAAUGCUCCUCCAGUACACUUGGCUACGAGAAGUACGACUUUAUCAGAAAUGUGAUCGACGGUUUGUGUUGUACAGUGGAUGUUUUAAUUCUAACAGUUCAUUGAAAAUUAUUUUAGUGUCUUUGCACCAAGUGCGAAUGUAUGUAUAGUAGGCCGCAGCAACGAGUAGUAGAUAUUAUAUAAUUAUUAAUUGAUGUAUAUUUUCCAUUUGGCUUAGCGGCUCUUACCUAGGCUAUUAUAUGAUUAUAUAUAUAAUAAAAUUAUGGCACCGAUUUUGUCUUAUACCGUCCAGUGAACACAGUUAUAUUUAUGACAUGACAAAAACAAUAUAAAUUAUAUUCAUUUGUGAUUAAAUUGCAAAUUAAAACAUUUUACCCUAGUUAACUAAAGUACGCCAACUGGCAAGAUCUUUAAUUGUCAUACUAUAGACGUAAAUACUAGUUGGAAAAUACAAUAAUAUGGAAAGUAAAGUAACAUUGAAAGCAAAAAAACAAUUCGAACAAAGUUCCUCAGUAUAUCGUUGUGGUACAAUUUUAUUAAAUAUACAUUUCAACUGAAUUUAUUUAAUCAGCACAAUCUGAAUGAUUUUAUAAAAAUAUACUAAAACUAAGAAGUCACGUUCUCAAUUAUUCCGUAUCGAAAUAAGAAUAUACCUACCUAUACACAACAUUUUUUCAAUUCGGUAUCUCAAAUUAUAUUUCUAAACGGAUGAUCACAGAUAAUACUUAUUAUAUGUGUAUAGUAUUUAUAAAUGAUUAAGUUAGGAUCAGUUAGAAACCCCACGUCCUUGUUAUUACUAAAAACACAAUAUUAAAAAAAUAUAUAUUUUACAUAAUAACGCGAAGCUGUGGUAGUAGCAUCGGAUAAGAAAGCAUGCAUUAUAAGUUUAGUUCCAUAUUUUCAUUAGGGUCUGCUAAAGUGUUCAUUGUUUUUUCUAUUCAUCACUUAAUUCGCCUUUUUAGCAGUAUAUACCAAUAAGUUAAGGAAACCGCAGUUUCGUGAUUAAGAUGCUUUAUCGAAGGCAAAGCUAAUCUGUGAUGGUAAGACAUAGUUAGGUACAUUAGGCUGUGUGGGUCUUUUUGUCCAUACUUUAGAGGCACAACGAUAGUGACCAUAUUAAUAUAUUUUUCCAUGCAGCUUUAAUGAAUAUUAUUUUAUUAACUUCAAAGCCCUACGUAUUUGAACCGAAUAUUUAACUAUUUUAGUGCACUUUAGUGAAAGAAAUUAUAACUUGUGUGUGCUACUAGAGCAAAGCCCAUUUACCUCCACCUUAGAUUCUUUUUAUUAGUUUUGUGCAUUUUUGAUUACCAAACAGAUGUUACCAUUUAUAUACAUCAAAAUAUUUCGACUUUAUAGAGAUAGCCAGUAAUUUGUUAUCAUUAACACAUCUCCAAUAAAAAGAAUCUUGUUUGCCUCCGAAGUAAUGACUACAUAUUGUAUGUAUAUAUACAUAUUUAUGUAUGCAUGAUAUUACACAUUUUUAUCAUAAUAAUAUUCAGGGUAUCAGGUAUAAUGUUUAGUACAUAAUUGUACAUAUAUAUAUGUAUAAUUUAUAUGAUCUAAUAAUUUCGAAUAAACUACAUUACUAUUUGAAUAAAAUAUCUUUAUAUUUGUUUUUAAUAUUUUUUUAUAUUAUUUACGUAACAAAGUAAUGUAUUGUAGUCCUUCGUGCGUUACUCGGUCACGAGGCUAUGGGCUGUUUACACGGGUUUUUCGCUAAAACACCAGUGAUUUUUAUUCAGGUAAAGUGAACCCGUGUAAAGCAGUCAUGUUUAUGGAGUCGUGUGCCAUUAGUUAAGUGUUUGUACAGGGUCAAGUACAACGUCAGUUUAAGCGCGAAACAAACAUCUUUUCCUUGUUUGACAAUAAACGGUCUGUUAAGGUGCCAGAGUUCGUGAUUGCUUUCCUUUAUCAUUUCCGUUAUUUCAAUUAUUUGUGAAUUAUAAUCGGUAAUCACUAUCAUUUUAAUUAUUUAAUUGAUUUCAAAUAAUGCUAUAAAUCUAUCUCUAACCUACUAUUUACGUCUAAGUUUAGGUUGUAAUAUACAGCGUAAUGUUGUAUUUUAGUGUUUGUGUAAGUAAAUCUAUAUUUAUGAAUAUAAAUGAUAAGUAUUUUUAAUUAUUAUGAUACACAAUGAGUGUUCUAUGUAAAUGUACAUUUUGAGUUCAACUAGUUUGUAAGUAAAAAGUAGGUAAUAUAACUGCGUAUAGAGGGCAAGCGGGCGGUGGCGGUUCUUGGAGCUGAUAAAAGUGAACAAUAACUAUGUUAAACAUUUUAUCAAUUGACUUGCUGUCAAUUGUUAAGUUCAGGUUUAUGGUCAGCUUUAAGGCCGGCAACACCCGCUGCCCGCAAUGAGGGCACUGUUAUUUCGCUCAGAUUCGCCCGCGCAAGGUCAAGUUUCAGCGAUGCGGGCGGCGUCUGUGGCCCACUGUGAUCGCCGAAGCCGCCACCGCCGCAUCAUCGUCAUAACCUUUCAUUCGACGGUAUCGGUAUGUUUGGGAAUUGAUUGCUGGGAAGAGGGUACGUACGCGUCGCACACAUUCCAAAAUAAUUUUAUUAGUAACGCCAAGUGACGCGACGACGAACGCGUUACAAUUUGUAAGUUAACCACUUUGUUGUUCAUUAUCGAUAAGUUAGGUUUAAUCUCAGUCGAUGUUUUUUAACUUUAGUAUGUGUAUAGUGUUUUCUCUGAUAAGUAUAUGUGAGGAUGUGAAUUUGAGCGAAUCGACAGGUCACACCCUGAAAAGUUCAUUACUAGAUAUAAAACUAAGUACCUAAUCUAUUAUUUCUGUUGCACCUAACUUUAUUUCGCGAGCCGUGUUAGAUAUAUUUUAAUAAUUGUACAUAUAGUUAGGGCGAGGUAUACAGUGUUUUAAUUCAAUCUUAAAUGGUUAUUGUUGAAUCUGAAAUAUGGGGCUGGCAAAUACCAAUGCAAUGUUGCAUUUGCUGUUGAUGAAUUAAAGUAAAUAGUUUAUCUGAUACCUAGAUGUACUGGUAUUGAAUGUGUUACGUUGUUAGAGAGCAGUGCCGGCCGGGAACUCGAGCCUCGCACCUCGGUCCGCAGACCGGCAUCUUAUUUUAAUGUAAUCUUAAGUACACCCAAUAAGUUAGCCACGAAGGCUUGUUUUGUGAGGCUGCUUCUAUUUUAACUGAAUCCCAGAGAAGAGAGCAAUCGCAAUAUAAACGCUACAUCACCGCUGACAUCACUAAUGGUAAUAAUAAUGUACAAGUUGUGCGCGUCUCACUCGUUGUAAAGUUUUGUUAUCACAAUUGAAUCUUAUAUUUGAUAAUAGAAACUGCCAACGGUAAAUUAUCUUGAUUACAAUAAAUGUAACAUCACGAAUACUAAUCGUUGCGUUCAGUUAGAGUAAAGCAACCAGCAUAGUUCACCACAGCCACAUUUGUACCGUGUCAUUACCUCACAUUGACUUUUUUACAUUAUAAAAUAAAAUUAUAGUUAUUGUUGUCGCUAAAUCUUUGAACUUAUUUUUAUUGUCGAUAUUGUUUAGAGGUGUCAUUAAGUUAUAAACUGUACACAAAGAUCUAUUUUUAGAUGGCAACAUAGAUACAUGUAUAUGGCGGUGUGAAGUGUCGGCCGUGCAUCGUCAGUGUAUUUAUUUUCAUGGUGAUGAAUAAAUAUUGUGAGACGCACGAAAGCCGCGACGGCGAGGCGCGCCCGCAAGCCUUGUCGCCGCUCGUUAUUGUAGAAAUAAAUGAUAUUUUCGUUUAAA